GUAGAACUUCAUCGGGGACUUCCUGCCUACCAACAACCUGAGGACGAGUUUGAACGCAUCAAAGAUACGAGAAAUACUCAACUAACGGAAGUGAAGACCUGGAAGACGAAAUGAAUGUGUGCCCGCCAGCACCAAAGUGGCCAACUCAAGACGAGACCUUCCAGAUGAUGGAUUUUACCCCUCUAAGAAGCUGAAGCCCACUCCCAUUCAAUAACCCCCUCUUUGUUUUUUUUAAUUUUUCAGCUUUGCAUUGCUAUCGGAGCAUUGUGCCUCUUCUCCUACUCCAGGGCCCCUAACAAGCCCCCUACAUGGAGGGCUCUCAGGGGGCUUGCUCCUGAUUGGCCUGCAGGCUCCCACCUUGCAGCCAGCCCAACUGGAAGCCCGGCCAGUACUGACGCGCAUAAACAACACUCGCUGUUGGCAACCAGGCCAGCUUCACAGCCAACGCCAACACACCUGCUCCCAACAUACCCACAACACUCUCCAUCCCAAUUGCUUAAGCGAUCAAUCUCUUUAACUUUCAGAAGAUCGCAAACACCAUGUCCCAUCCCCUGUAUAACCCCUAUGCCUCUGGGAAUCAAAGUUCCACCCAGGGACAGUAUGGACUCUCCACUACACAGGUAGAGAGGGACCCUCGGAGGGCGUCUUCUAACCUUGGACCUGAGUCCAGCAUCAGCUCUUCUGGAGCUUCUGCGACUCCCGCCAACUCCAGGGGGAUGUUCCCAUUGCUGCUGCCUCAGUCAGUGAACUACAGGCCUGAACAGAGAAGAGCCACAAUAGACGAGAACCUAGAGAGGUCUGUAGACAUGCAUAUUAGCAGAGCCAGAGAGGAAGUGAGGCUUCUUGGCAAACAGAUGCAUCAGCCCAUAGACCAGGGAGCUCGCUUUACCAGCACUCAAAUUGAGUUCCCCUCCUCAGGCACAGGGAUGACCUCCUACCCAAUGUCCUCAACCUCUUCCUCUCUAGGACAUAGACAGUCGGACUUUGAAAGUGGCCGUGGCUCUUCGGAGUGGUCAUCAAACUACAAAAGGCCCACUGCUGAUGACCCCUCUGAAUUUUAUUCAUCAUCUGCUUCAUCCAACUAUGCUGGUGGUGGUGAUGGUAGGUUGAAUGUCUUCGGUGAAAGAAAACAUGAUAUGCAGUCCAUUCCAGGGUUAGGUGAUUUUGACUGUCCAGUGCCAGACAAACCUGCUGCGCCCGCAGAGUCAAGUCGACCCAAGUACACCUCUGAAUCAGCUUCGAACAUCCUUCUGCACUUUGGACUUGGAAAAGAGGACUUGGAACAUCUCAUCUCCUUUCCUGAAGACCAGAUCACUCCUGCUAACCUGCCGUUCAUCUUGCGGCAAAUCCGCAUGGAGAAGGCAAAAAGAGCUACAACUGCAGUUCAGUCAAAACCUGAACCCCAACCCACCAGAAGUGUGAGUGGAAUUGAAAGUCACAGUUUGAGUAGUUCUGGAGGGGCAGAGAUGCAUCACAAGGUAAUGUCGUCAGCUUUUCCCCAACCAAGUAAAGUGAUUGACUAUGGGCAUACUGCCAUGUAUACAGUCAGGGCUGAGGAUGAGAUUGGAAGGACCAGCAGCAGCAGAGCUAACAGUGGUGGGAGUGGAAGUAUGUUGCUGAUGGACACUAACGAUAGUAGCAGACACACUCGGGAAGCACUGCAAAAACAAACAUCAGAGGUGAAAAGCAGUGCCUUUGGUUCUUCGCGUGACCAGGCGAGUUCUGUUUCCAGUCUCAGCUCUUUAUACAGUUCAAUACUGAGCUCUGUGGCUCCACCAAGCAAUGAUCAGACCAAAAGAUUGCAGAGCCAACCAAACCAGACUUCCCAAACAAUCCUCAGCUCUUUCUCCCUGCCAAAGAAAGACAAAGACAUCAGAGUUCUCAAGUCUGAAGUCCCCAAACCCGCUCCUUUAAAAGAACCAGAGGAUGAUCGUCAGUCAACAUCGAAAACCCAACUAUCCUCUAUUCCGUUUCUUGUCGGGCAUCCCAGCCAACCUGGCCUUGUGCUCUUUGACAGUAAUAACAGCAAAGGUACUAAGGAUCAGAGUAAAACUCGAGGACAAGGGUCAGCAGUUGCUGAGCAGAUGAAAAAGCAGCAGCCAGUGCAGCAGAAGGCAGUGCAGCAGAUUCAGCAAUCAAAGAUACAGACACAGAAGCAGCCACUAUCGCAUAUGGGGCAAGCUAUGUGGCCUCCAGUUAUUUCUGCUGCAAAAUCUGUUCCCCCUGCCUCUCACACCCCAAACAUCACGAAUGCCGUGCAACAACCGGUGUUUAUUCCUGGUGGUCUUCAUCCCAUGGUCAUUCCUCCAGCUCUGUCUCAGCCAUUCAUGAGCCUGAUGAACCGUAUUCCUCCAACGCAGCCACCUUCCAACAGGCAGCAUCUGGCACAGGUGGUAGCCUCCAAGGUUCUGCCAACAGCGGCCAUGAUGCAUGACUAUGCAGCGACCACGCCGAGAAUCUUUCCACAUACCUGUUCUUUGUGUAACAGAGAAUGUACUCAUAUGAAGCAUUGGAUCUCGCACCAGAACAGCAGCCCUCACCUUGAGAAUUGCAAACUCCUCCGCACACGAUACCCAGAGUGGGAUGGUGAGAUAACACACAAGCCCAGUGCUGCAGUUAAAGAUGACCAGAAAGCCAGGCAUGGAAGUCGGUCCCGUUCCCGCUCAGCCAGCCCUCGUCGCCGUCAUGGCUCAAAGGGUAGAAGGGAGAGAAGCAGUAGCCGGUCAUGUUCACCACACAGCUCCAGAUACACUCGCAGGUCUCGAUCUCGAUCUCGUUCCAAGUGGUAUGACCACCCUACUUCCUCCCGCUAUCGGUCACAUUCAAAAAGCCCUGAGAGGCGAUCAUCACCGAGGAGGAGAGACAGUAGACGAUCACCACCAAGGCGAAGUGAUCACAGAAGAUCCCCACGAAGGAGAAGGAGCGACGAGAGACGAUCCCCAAGACGGAGUGAUGAGAAACGAUCUGCAUCAAGGAGUAGUGAUGAAAGACAAUCUUCAUCAAGUAGAAGUGCUCAGAGACUAUCCUCCCGAAGGAGGAGUAACGAGAGACAAUCGCCAGCAAGGAGCAGUGAUGGGAAGCGAUCGCCAUCAAAGAGUAGUGAUGAGAGACGAUCCCCUCAGCAAAAGAAGUCGAGCAGUGCAGAGAGCCUGGCUAAGAAACUACUGGAAACACCAGCUGUUCAGUCUCUGUCAGACCAGUCUGACCUGGAGUCUGUGGUUAAAACUCUGGCACCCGCCCUGCUGGCUGAGCUCGCCAAGAUGAAAUCUUCCUCAUCCUCCUCCUCUACAUCAAAGAAGGAGGUGACUACAAAGCCAUCCAAAGCAAAGUCCAGCCUGCAGAGGAGUGAGGCAAGUUCUUCUACAAAGAAUAAGUCUGGUAAAUCUUCACCCCCAACCAUGGUCAAACUGCAAGGGAUUUAUAGUUAUAUCUCUCAUGGUGAUGUGGUCGCUGCUGUGGAGCACUUUGGAAAAACCAAGUCAGUUGUACUGUUUCGGUCUAAACUGGAGGCAAUCGUGUGUUUUGAGAAAGAGGAAGACGCAAAGAAACUGAAGAGUUUAAAGAGCAUUGACGUGAAAGGAAUGCCAAUCAGUGUGGUCAGAGAACAGGAGACUGUUUCUAAGGAGCAAAAGAAGCCUCCUCAGAAAGAACCUGCCUCAUCCAGUGUCUCCAUACCUCAAACCACUACAACGACAGAGAAUCCUGUGACGACAGUGAAGACACAAACGAAUGCAGCAUCAGCCACGGAUGCCUCCAAACAAAAUGUCAUUACCCAUCAGACUGUCGGGGAGAUGUUAGAAAUGCACUUGCAGCAAUCCAAAAUACAGUGCUUAAAGUGGAAAACCUGCUUCUCACCAAAGUUUAUGUCACUUUCGCAGAAGGAGCAUCGUCAGAAGCAAUUGCUCAUAACCAACCUGCCGAGUUAUAACAAUGGCUGCUACACAGAGGAGGACAUCGCCAAACUGCUCAUGCCUUUGGGGUUUCAGUAUACAGAUAGCAACAUCCAUGUUGUUCCUCAGACGCGCAUGGCCUUUGUCUUGAUGCCGAACGUGGAGGAUGUGCCCUACGUAAUGAAAGCCUUCAGCAGGAACAGCAUUAAUUUUCAAAAGUCUAAACUCCAGUGCCACGCAGUAGCCAGCGGCAUCACAAUGAUACCGCUUGGGUUUUACAAGUCACUGAUGAAGCUGAUGCAUUUUCCUGUCCGUGAUGAUGGAACGAAAAUAGUCUUCAUCAAGAACAUCUCCUGGAGUGAGACCAAGGAGCUCAGAGAAACUUUGACACAAAUCAUUUGUCAGCCUGUCAAGAACUACAUGCCUCUCCUCAACAAGGUAUUCAUAGAAUUUGAGUCAAUUCGUGAUGCUGAUCGGUUUGGAGUCUGGUAUAGUCUCCUGAAGGAAGCCCCUGGCCAUGAAGUCCACAGGCUGAAUACACUGAAGGAACUGAAAGACUGUGCAUCACUACAAACUGGCGUUCCGCAGGGCAGCAUUGGACCAUUUUGGGUCACGAUGAAAACUCAACCCUACCUGUUCCCUACUGGGUUUUCUUGGUUCGUCAUCCCAGAUUAUCUGACAGUCAAAGGAGAGGACGACAUUGAGAGGGCCAGUGGUUGCUGCUCCAUGUUCCCCACAAUCAUGUUGACUGGUUUGCCAGGAUUUAACCGCUACAAUCAUAAUGACGUGGCCAAGCUCGUCUGGCGGUAUUUCCCCAAACAGAACCUACGUUCCUUGUUCUACAACGUGGUGGUCUUACCGCUGCAGAGGAGGGCCUUUGUGUUUUUCACUGAUUGGACAACAUGCUGUGAUUUUGUCCGAGAUCACAUCACAAAUCCAGUUUCUGUCGAAGGCUUCAAGCUCAGUGUUCAUUUUGUCCUGGAACACAUGAAACCCGAAUCCAGUGAGGUGAUGAUGUACCAAACUCUGAUGAAGUUGAGCAAUGCUGGAGCUCAAGAGCCAGAGUCUCUGGAGGAGAGGUUGCUGUGUGUGGAGAUUUCUGAGACAUCUCUGGACAUCAUCAAGAUGGUCAUUGAAGUUGUGGCCUCCAUCGCAACCUUUGUCAGCUUUCUGCCACUCGCCAACAGGAUAUGCAUUGAGAUGGCUGACUCCAGCGGUGUCACUAAAGUGUUGGAGAAGUACAACACUUUCUCUGCAAAAUCUUUUAAGAAGGGCGCAGCUUGGAGCAAAGUUCAACGUUUUGAGACUUUGAAGGGGCUAGAACAACGCCUACAAGAUGCUAGUGAGAUCACAAUAAACCAUGACCCUAUCAAUGUCAAAGCCGAGCCCCCAGCUGUGGAAUGUGAAACCCAGCCUCCUACUUCUGAAAAAUCAGAUAAUGGGUCACAACCUGCUCUGCAAACCAGUGGCCCUAAUGGAUCCAUCGUAUCUGAGCCCACAAUAGCAGGACCAAGUGCUACCUCAGCAAGUGACGUAGCAAUGAAGGAGGACGGUGAGAAACCAGUAACUGAGAUCUCCAUGGACUCCACUGUUGGUCCUGAGGCAAAUGAAGAUGUAGAAAAAGUGGAAGUAAAGGUGGAAGAGGAGUCACCAACAACUUCAGUCUCUACUGCUGAUGUGACCCCUACCCAUGCAGUCAGCAGUGGGGACGCAGUCUCAGCUGCUUCCAGUUCUACCCCAUCAGCCACAGCAGUCAUCUCUGAAGGAAACUUUGCACAACUUCCUGAAAAUAAGAUGGACAUUUUCCAGGUCCAGGACCACAGACUCACCCAGGAGAGCAGGUCCCAGAGUAAGGAGGAGGAGGAGGGCCCCAGCAAAGGCAACAGAAGCCCUAGGACUGCAACAGCUGGAGAGACACCACAAAGAAUGGUUCAGGAUGAUGUUAAAGAUGACAUUGUUUCUUCAGACGCCUGUCCUUUCGCUGAGCAAAAUUUCAACAUGGAUGACUUUGUCACUGUUGAUAAAGUUGGCGAUGAUGUGGGAGACACAAGCCCUGAGGCUCAUAGCUCCUCCUUAUCCAAGGAGUCCUCCAGAACGGGAAGAGGGAGUCCAAACUCUGGCUCAUCGACGACUGGCAAACAGAUUUCAACAAGGUCUUCGAAAGACUGUAAGAGCUCAGCCUCCUCUUCAUCCAUUUCAACAAAAGGCUCAAGCUCUUCAAGCCCUGUGCCACCAAUAAAGUCCAAAGACUCAUCUGUGUCCACUAAAUCCCCUACCAAACCCUUGGCCUCUACCAAUGUCAGUAAGGCCUCUUCUUCACUGUCUACUGAAACCCCUUCUUCCCCUCCUCAGAAAAUACAACUAAGCAAAACAAAACCUCCAGCCGAAGCAUCUAAUACUGCAUCUUCCAGUUGUCGUACCCGCUCAUCCUCAGCUGCAUGUGAUACGGAAAAGAUAACAUCAGCAGCAAGUGCCAAGGCAUCAGUGAAGACACAUCCUGAGCUGCUUGAAGAAAAAGUAAAAGACACAGAGAGCGUAGUAACAAAGUCUGACCACAAAGUGUCAGCAGAGAGCCUUGAUGCAAAAACUGUUGAGUCAGAGACAAAAACAGAAACAUCAUCAGAGAUGCAUCCACCUUUACAGGGACAUGGGGUAGAGUUGAGCCAAGCUCAAAGUCUGGAGAUUGAUUCUAAUGCCAUCCCAAUGAAAGACCAGCAGAAAAACAAAGAGGAAGGGAAAGAGGAGGAUAAUAACAAACAUACAGAGGUGGAGGAGGACAACGGUGAGAAAUAUCAAAUCCUUGAUUCACUUGAUGAUCAAACAGAUCAACAGAUGGAUGAUGUGUACCAAGAGGUCAACUCUGAAGCCCAUCCAACUGGACCUGAGGGAGGCCAGGCUUUGCACAAGGAAAGCUUUCAGGACUUGGACAGUGUUGACAAUGAAGGCAAAACCCGCCCACAGGAGUCCAGUGAAAUGGAAAUGGACAGAUCUUUCCAUGUGUUAGACAGCACCACUGCAGACCAAGCAGCUACAGGUCAAGAGGAUAGUCAUCUGGUCCAAGAUGAUGGCUCUACAGUAAAACAACUGUCUGAGGAAGAUGCGAUUUCAGCAGGUUACAAAUCUGAUAAAGAUUCAAUUGAUAAAGAUCAAGAUAAUUUCCAAGUGUUAGAUACAGGUAGUAAACAAGCUCCAAGGUACAAGGGGGAUGGAAAGGAAAGAAAUGAAGAGGAGGUCAAAGACAAAAUGCUUUCAGCAGAGUUCUGCAAAGCCUCCAAAGGUGUGGAAAAUCCUGAUAGCCGAAUCCUAAAUGAAGACCAGCCUCUUCAAGACUCUGACAACAAAGAUACUUUUAAAUACACUGACAAUGAUGUAACUGAACAAGAAGCCUUUGAGAUACUGGAUUCAAUUGAUGAUCAGAUCGGAACAGAAGAUGACAACCAAAACCUUGAAACUCCCAGUGACCAGACAUCUAAAGAAGACAUGAGGCCCACGGAGGAAGAGGAGGACCCAUAUCAGGUAAUUGAUUCUGUCGAAGAUCAGCCAAUGACUAUAGAGACAGAGUCAGAGCCCCCUGCUAAAAAAGAUGAUAGUCUAGAUGGACAAUCAAAGAGAAGCAGCCCCACAACCACAGCAUCCAAAAUUGAAGACAAAGAGAAAUCACCAAAGAAAGAGGAAAAGACAGUCAAAAAAUAUGACACACGGACAAGAGUGGACACCUCUGCAUUACUUUCUGAAAAAGACAAAGAGGUCAAUGAGGAGAUGAUGUACCAGAUAGUAGAUUCUGUUGAAGAUGAACCAGUUCAAGAUGCUCCCACCACAGAAAGGUCUGGUAGAAGAAGGAGUGCACGAGGAAAGAAAGAGGAUAAAAUGGCAUUGGUUCUCACAGAAGUGCCUGAAAAACCAGAGGAGGCUACAUACGAGAUUUUAGACUCUGUGGAGGACGAAACUCCCAGUGAUGAACCCAUCAUCAUGAGAAGAUCUACCAGAGGAAAAAGGGAAACAACAGCUAAGAAAGAUGCUUUAAAUGAGAAAACAAAAGAGGACACGCCAACAGGAAGGAGGCACACCCCUGCCAGAGAGCGAAACAGGGAAACACCAAAGAAAGAGGAGAAAUCCUCUCUGAAGGAGAGCACACCAUCAAAGAAGAGUGACAGUGUUGUGAGCGAGGUAAGUGAGGAGGAUGUUACCUCUAAAGUUUGUGACCCUGUGGAGGAAGAGAUUGCUAACAAUGAUCGGCCUGCUACAAGAAGAAAAGGUAAAAGGGGAAGACCAAAGAAAGACCUUAAAUCAACAAAAGAAGUCAGCGCAACUUUAAAGAAGGGUGACAGAGACGCAUCUGAUAAAGUGGCUGAUGAAGAAGAGGCGACAUAUCAGAUUCUUGAUUCUGUGGAGGACGAGAGUGUUGACGAUCAGCACCUCACAGAACAGUCAAAAGAGAGAGAUUCUAAAAACGAUGAACAGCAAACAAAGAAAAGUAUCUCCCCUGCAGGAUCACCCAAAAAUGAGGACGAGGAGGAAGAGCCUGUGUAUGAGAUCAUAGAUUCCCUUGAAGACGAUCAAGUUCAAGAAGAGCUGACUGCGACAGAGGACAAGACAAAAGAUGAAACUCCUACAAAAGCAGAGGCAUCAACUCUAAAAGAAGAAAGAACAAGGGUUGAAGUGUCUCAAAAAGUAGUCGUCAAGGAGGAGACUCUAUAUCAGAUAGUUGAUGAUGUAGAGAAAGCAAAUGAUGGUCGAUCUGCUGCAGAAGGGUCUGCAACAGAAAAUAGGCAAAGAACACACAAUACAGAAAUUAAGAAAGAGAGCAAAUCAGCAGCUAAAUCCCAGAGUGACACUGCCAUACUUGAAGGGGUGAUGAAGCAAAAAUCGUCCAAGAAAGAUGACACAGCAAGCACUCCGGUGAACCUGGAGGAAGUGAGCAAGGAGGAGGAGGAUAACCUCGACACGGCUGAGGAGGAACAACCGAGGAAGCGUCAGGCCACCGCAAAAGAGAAGCAGUUCGCCAAAGAGCAGGAACCGAGCAGGACCAAGGACAGGGAGAGAGAGAAGAGGGAGCGACGGGGUCGAAGCAGCAGCAGAGGAGGAGGACGCGGGAGAGUGACAAGGAGGGCAAAGGAGAGGGAAAAAAAUGAGACGGUGGAGGUAGACACAGAGGACCUGGUGACUCUGGAUGAGGUGGGAGCAGAUGAGGUUGGAGAGGAAAGAGCAUCUGAGAACCGAGAGUGGGAUGGGGAGAUCACAGAGGGAGAGCUGCAGGCACUCGUCACUUUGGAUGAGUUCACAGAAGAAGAGGAGGAUGGGAAGGCCGAGGAAACCAAGCUGGAUGCCCGUCCACCCAGCCAGGAGGACGAAUCAGUGGAUUUACUAAACCCAGAGACUAUGGUGACUUUAGAUGAAGCUGGCGAUGAUGAUGAAGAGAAGGCGGAUGAAGAGCAAACUGAGAAUAUCUCAACAUCUGCCAAAUGCAAACCUGAUGAUGACACAGUUUUAGAGGAAAGUAUGAACUUUGUGACAGUAGAUGAGGUGGGAGAGGUGGAAGAAGAGGAGGAAAAGGAAGUGUUAAAAAUCAGGACACGAGGACGAGCCAAGAAGAGAACCAGACAGACCCCUGUGAGGAAAUCUACCAGAGGGAAAACAGUGGCUGCAAAAGACGAGAGAGAAGAAAAUGAACCAGCUGGCACUGAUGUACUGCCUCCCACUUCACUCGAUGGCUCCUCGUCACUGGACAAAGAUCCGUCUACGUUGUCAAGUCACAGCCAGCCUAAGAUCCAGAAGAUGGAGGUGAAGGAGGCAUCAGUGAGCCCAGCAGACAUCACUGAACACCCUGAAAACCAGACACUGGAGGGAUGUGUGGAGGAAGGAGAGGAGAAGGAAAAGUGGAGCAGGGCAGACACUAAAGUUGUGGGUAAAGGAAGGAGGAGGAAGGAGCCUGGCGGACCUGAAGCAAAGCGAUCUCGUUCUCAGUCUCCGUCUGUCGCUGCUAACGUCAAACUGCCGCCAUUCAAACCCAGCAAUCCUCUUGGUCAAGAGUUUGUGGUUCCCAGAUUAGGGUACUUCUGUAAUCUCUGCUCUGCUUUCUACCUGAGUGAGAGCACGGCCAAGGACCUCCACUGCAGCAGCCAGGAGCAUUACGACAACCUGCAGAAACAUUACCAGAAGCUUCAACAGAAACCGUCAAGAAGUUCUACGCGAAGUUCUCAAGGCUCCAUUUCUGAUUGAUCCCGACUUAGCUACUGAUUUUUGUUGUUUUUUUGUGUGUGAAAUGUGAAAAAAGACUGCAGAAGGAUUUAGUUCAGAAAUCACUGUAAAUAAUAAGCUGCAUUGGUUGUAACUCAUUUCUGUCUGGUGCAUUUUUCAUGUAAAUGUGCGAAUCAUCUACCAUAACACUUCAUAAAUAUUUUUAGCAUAUGUUGUCCCAUCGGGAUUCAAACUCCCUCCAGCUCCUCAGCGUUGGUGCCUUGCUCUGCGAACAGUUGCACAGAAUCAUUUGUGUAAAACGAGGAAAAACAGGAAUCAUGAAGUCAGUAAUGUUACAUAUUUGUAGGAGUGGAACUUUAAAAGAUGCUACAUGACCUAAAAAUAUACUUCAGUAUUUAUAGUACCAAUUCAUAUUUUAUUUUGGCGAUUUUUGCUUAAAAUGUGGAUGUAAAUUUGGCUUGUGAUCUAUAGUUAAAAUUUCUCGAGGAAGCAAUGGGACAGAUGGAGGAUAUGGUCUUAAUGACGGCACAUAGUUGCUUCUGGCACGCAGUAAUAAAAUAAAUGAUCUUCUCCUGGUCUCAUUUUGGUGAUAAAGGUAUAAUCUUAGAACACAUUUAAAUCUGAUAACAUUUUGUCAUUUCUAAUAUAACAUGUAGCACCGUUUGAAGGAUCAUCUGUUACUUCAGGAGCCUAAUAACUUGUUUUUAAAGUUGUAUAUAUGAAGCCUAGAAUUUGAUCUUGCACACGACAUAUAAAGGUCAGAUAAGUGUGAACAACGACUUUACAACAACUUUAUUAGCCAGGGAUGCAGAAAUUCCCUUCACAGUUAGAUCGGAUGAGGAACUGAACUACAGUUUAUGUAAGAUGAACAUUAGAGGAAAAAAAUAUUAUGAUGUCUCUUGAUGACAGUGUGAAGUCAGAGUCUGAUUCCUUAUAGUUUUGGAGAAGAGUUUUCUUGUGAGUCUAUGUCAUUGUUAAUAUAAAUACAAAUCAUGAGGAUUAUGUUUUGUGGUGUUUUUGUUUUCCUGUUUUGAAACUGAAUCUCUUAAAUCCUGACAAAUGUCUGACCUCAGAGUUCACAGCUUCGGGUGCCCUCUCUUUAAAGAGUACAGAUGAGCCAAAGCUAGAUGUAGUCAUUGUUUGUUAGUGUGUAGUGAUGGAAACAUAAAGACUGAUUUUAUUUACGAAUUUGACGUUGGUGAAAUUAUUACCAUGACUUGUGGACAAGAAGAUGUAACAAUAACGAGGUAACAGUUAAAACAUGACUGUCAAGAACCAUGUAUUCUCAUAAAGACAAACCUGCUCCUCAAAUUAACACACAGCAAAAUAAUUCUGGUCCGCCUCUUCAAAAUAAAAGUGUUCACAAUAUUUAA
Messenger RNA from Epinephelus moara (kelp grouper), 11461 nucleotides. Its product is annotated as zinc finger protein 638-like. Gene Ontology annotation, cellular component: nucleus. The transcript has 35 exons. Gene Ontology annotation, molecular function: nucleic acid binding; zinc ion binding. The coding region runs from base 540 to 10109 and encodes 3189 amino acids. The record is from RefSeq and is a predicted model, not a curated record. NCBI's taxonomy places the organism in Eukaryota, Metazoa, Chordata, Actinopteri, Perciformes, Serranidae.